CUUUUCUUCUUUUCUUCCUUUCACUUCUUUUUUAUUACAUAUUACAUAUUCAUCAUCAUUUUCGUUUUUAUAUAAAGACUUGAUAAAAUGGAUCUAAACAUUAGACAACGCGAAAACGACAUUCAACCAAAAUUCAACAAUUCACAUUCAUCAUCAACAACGACAACAACAAAGCUAGCAAAUAACACUUCUUCAUUUACUAAAAAUAUCCUUCAACGACAACCACAACAGCAAGAGCGUCCGAUUCUUUCUGAUAAGAGUAACAACAGAAAAGGAAAUGGUAUUCAAUUAAAGUCUUCACAAAUCCCUGGUGGAAACAAAAUAAGAGACCAAGAUGAUAAACCAAUAAAAAAGGAAGAUACCCAACAAGUUCCAAAGGCAGAUAAGCGUCAAGAAGAAUUUGAUGAGCUUGUCAAGGAUUUCUUUGAAGAUAACGAAACAAGAUACACAACUGAUGAACCAACAAUUGAGGUUGUUCCUAUUAUUCCUAUUGAAGUCCCUGCACAUCUCAAACAUUUAUUUAAAAAGAAGCCACUUAGUAAAGCUAUUGGUUUAAAGCGUGCUUUUGAAGCAGAUGAAGAUGAAGUACAAGAACAUCAUAAAAAGAUGAAACUAUACAAACAAAAAUACCUUGUGCCUGGCGCCCCUCCUAUCGAACUAGAUACCAAUGAUGAAGCUAUUGCCUUUGAUAAAAUGCAAGAAACACGCGCUCAAAACCUUAUGCUUCAAUCAAAGAACCUGUUGCAAGAAGUAAGCUGUAAUGAUCCCAUGAUGGUAGCUGAAUAUAAUGAAGAAAUAUUCCAUAACCUUCUCAAAUCUGAGCAUCAAAGAAUGGCUGAUGCUAACUAUAUGGACAAACAGGUCGAAAUCAACUGGUCCACACGUGGUGUCCUUAUCGACUGGGUGAUUGAGGUUCAUUAUCUCUUUCAGCUAUUGCCUGAGACCCUAUUUUUAGCUGUUAAUAUCAUUGAUCGUUUCUUAUCCAGACGUACGGUUGCACUAGGCAAAAUGCAGCUUGUAGGUACAGCUGCUCUUUUUAUCGCAACUAAGUUCGAAGAGAUGUACUGCCCUGCCCUUGAAGACUUUUUAUACAUGACGGGUGACACGAUUGAAGAAGAUGAAUUAGUCAGGGCCGAGUGCUUUAUUUUAAGCAUAUUGGACUUUGAACUAUGCUAUGCAAACCCCAUGAAUUUCUUGCGACGUCUCUUGAAUGAGGAUCCAACCGCUGAUGUCUACACACGUACCUUGUCAAAGUACUUUAUGGAAGUCUGUUAUAUUGAUCAUCGUCUGAUGACCGUCAGACCUUCUUUGAUGGCCGCUGCGUCUGUUUGCCUGGCAAGAAAGAUGCUUGGUAGAACCAAAUGGACCUCUGAUCUGAUCAAACUUUCAGGAUAUACCCUUCAUGACGUAAAGCCUAUUGUCGAAAUCCUUCUUGACUAUUUGUCACAACCUGUUGUUCAUGAUGCCUUUUUCACAAAAUGGACUUCAAGAAAAUAUUCCAAGGCAAGUAUCUUUGUUCGUGAUUGGAUCAAUCGUUAUUAUGUUAGUGAGAAUGGGCCUAUUUAAAGGUACUGUAUAAAUACCCCCUUUUAUGAACCAAAUAAAAAUAAAAAUAAAAUAAAAAAAAUAGCUUGCAUAACAUUAUUAAUUUAUU
Messenger RNA from Rhizopus microsporus ATCC 52813, 1654 nucleotides. RefSeq lists its product as uncharacterized. Gene Ontology annotation, cellular component: cyclin-dependent protein kinase holoenzyme complex; cytoplasm; nucleus. Gene Ontology annotation, biological process: regulation of cyclin-dependent protein serine/threonine kinase activity; G2/M transition of mitotic cell cycle. The coding region runs from base 88 to 1566 and encodes 492 amino acids. The transcript is spliced from 3 exons. The record is from RefSeq and is a predicted model, not a curated record. NCBI's taxonomy places the organism in Eukaryota, Fungi, Mucoromycota, Mucoromycetes, Mucorales, Rhizopodaceae. Gene Ontology annotation, molecular function: cyclin-dependent protein serine/threonine kinase regulator activity.